Molecule: messenger RNA, 3051 nt
Organism: Tachyglossus aculeatus (Australian echidna)
Lineage: Eukaryota; Metazoa; Chordata; Mammalia; Monotremata; Tachyglossidae
Gene: WDR20
Product: WD repeat domain 20
Exons: 5
Coding region: 25-1803 (592 amino acids)
Molecular function (GO): protein binding
Source: RefSeq, a predicted model, not a curated record
GCAGGAUGAGCGCGGCUCUCCAAGAUGGCGGCGGAGGGAGGAGGGAAGGAGAUGAACGAGAUUAAGAGCCAGUUCACCACCCGCGAAGGUCUGUACAAGCUGCUGCCGCACUCGGAGUACAGCCGCCCCAACCGGGUGCCCUUCAACUCGCAGGGCUCCAACCCCGUCCGCGUCUCCUUCGUCAACCUCAACGACCAGUCCGGCAACGGCGACCGCCUCUGCUUCAAUGUGGGCCGGGAGCUCUACUUCUACAUCUACAAGGGGGUCCGCAAGGCUGCUGAUUUGAGUAAACCAAUAGAUAAAAGGAUAUACAAAGGAACACAGCCUACCUGUCAUGACUUCAACCAUCUAACCGCCACAGCAGAAAGUGUUUCUCUACUUGUGGGCUUCUCUGCAGGCCAAGUCCAGCUUAUAGAUCCAAUUAAAAAAGAAACUAGCAAACUAUUUAAUGAAGAGAGACUAAUAGACAAGUCCAGAGUAACCUGUGUAAAAUGGGUGCCAGGUUCAGAAAGCCUUUUCCUAGUAGCCCAUUCGAGUGGCAAUAUGUACUUGUAUAACGUGGAACACACUUGUGGUACCACAGCCCCACACUACCAGCUUCUUAAGCAAGGAGAAAGCUUUGCCGUACACACUUGCAAGAGCAAAUCAACAAGAAACCCUCUUCUUAAGUGGACAGUGGGAGAGGGCGCGCUGAACGAAUUUGCUUUUUCCCCAGACGGGAAGUUCUUAGCGUGCGUGAGCCAGGAUGGCUUCCUUCGGGUGUUCAAUUUCGACUCAGUGGAACUGCACGGUACAAUGAAAAGCUACUUCGGCGGGCUGCUGUGUGUGUGCUGGAGUCCAGACGGGAAGUACAUCGUGACGGGCGGAGAGGACGAUCUGGUAACGGUUUGGUCCUUCCUGGACUGUCGAGUGAUCGCGCGAGGCCAAGGACAUAAAUCGUGGGUCAGCGUCGUGGCGUUCGACCCGUACACCACUAGCGUGGAAGAGAGCGACCCGAUGGAAUUCAGCGGCAGCGACGAGGAUUUCCAAGACCUCCUGCACUUCGGCAGGGACCGGGCCAACAGUACCCAGUCUCGGUUAUCCAAAAGGAACUCCACAGACAGCCGCCCAGUAAGUGUUACGUACAGGUUUGGCUCAGUAGGCCAGGACACACAGCUCUGCUUGUGGGACCUCACGGAAGACAUUCUUUUCCCCCACCAACCACUGUCAAGAGCAAGGACGCACACAAACGUCAUGAACGCCACGAGCCCGCCCGCGGGAAGCGGUGGAGCCAACCCCGGCAGCAACGGGAACAGUAUCGCGACACCGGGAAACUCGGUCCCCCCUCCCCUCCCGAGGUCCAACAGCCUUCCGCAUUCGGCCGUCUCAAACGCCGGCAGUAAAAGCAGCGUCAUGGACGGGGCCAUCGCUUCUGGGGUCAGCAAGUUCGCCACCCUCUCACUACACGACCGGAAGGAAAGGCACCACGAAAAAGACCACAAGCGAAACCAUAGCAUGGGACAUAUAUCGAGCAAGAGCAGUGACAAACUGAAUUUAGUUACCAAAACCAAAACGGACCCAGCUAAAACCUUGGGAACGCCCCUGUGUCCCAGGAUGGAAGACGUUCCCUUAUUAGAGCCUCUUAUCUGUAAAAAGAUAGCACAUGAAAGACUGACUGUGUUAAUUUUUCUUGAAGACUGUAUAGUCACUGCUUGUCAGGAGGGAUUUAUUUGCACAUGGGCAAGGCCUGGUAAAGGGCCGUCAAAGCACUUCUCCUCCAAUCAGGAGGACAGAAUGCAAGGUAUCCUCCAAGACCAGAACUAAUGUGGCUCCACAAAUUGAACGGAAGAGGGAACUGGAAAGCGAGCGGGGUCUGAAAGAGUUGAAAGGCGGUUGACCUUUCUUACCUGCUCACAAGUUUAACUGCACGGUCUGGGGGAGACGCUGUUGGUUUCCGUGUUCGAACAAGCUCAAGGUGUGACUGACCGGAAAGAAGCCGACAGGCUAAGGAGGUGGUUGCCUAACUGCAGGAUAAGCCUUUGGGAAGCAUUGCAAAUGAAAGUUAUUUAUUUGAUUAUCCGUUUUGAAGAACCGUGAACAGAGUCUUAAUGAGGCAUUUCCAAUUAAAGAGUCCAUAGAAGACUCUGACCAAGAUUUAGCUAAACGCUAAUUAGACUUCACCUGGACUGCUAGCAUUGUAAAUUUGGGUGAGCGAGGGGCUGGGGGGGGGAAAAGGCAGUUGGUUUUACUUCUGUUAUUUGAAGGGGGCAUUUCACUGUUACAGCUGAUGUUCUCAAUGUUGGAACCUAAAAUUCCGAGUCCUGUUUUUUUCUCCACGGUGGGAUUUUCUAUGGAAGCAUCCAACCUCCUAGAGUUCGCUUGGCGGGUUAUUUAUUGUCCACACGAUCUGGGUUACAAAGGUGAAAGUUGUACAUAAUUGCAAAAACACACGUACCUUCUGAACCUCUCUAGUCGAAUCCACCCUCAUCCGAAGGCUGUUUCGAAAACUACUGUCAUUAUUAUACUGUUUUUGGAACUAGUCCGUUGAUGUGGUUUAUCGCAAAAUGCCUGUUGAAGUGUCUCAUGACUUCAGUGAAGCCGAGAAGGGACCGGGGUGGAACAUUAUGGCGAGGGUGUCUGUAUUAAAGAAAUCUGACUUCUGCUGUUCACGUGAACUUCAGAAAUCCCUUGUAUUCAGCAUUUACCUUUGAAACCCGGUUAUGUCUCUUAAGGGACUGUACGAUCUGCCCCGACAGUAGGUGAAAGCUACAAAUGGGUGUUCAUUUUUGUAUUCAUCACCGCAUCUGUUACAUGAAAUUCGUGUCUUAGCUGAAAUCGCUGUUUCAUAACUUGAGUGGAAGUUAAAACAAUCUUUUUUCCUGCAUUUUUAUGAUUUCUGUAUACUUGAGUUUGUUAAAGAUUAAUAUGUUAGGUGAUACUGUACAAAACUGUAUGAAUAUUUACCUUUAGUGAAAAUCAAAAGUAAAAUUCAUAUGUAUUUCCUUUUUUACAUUUUCAUCUAAUUUCUUGACAACUUGAAUAAAUUUCAUAAAGAGCCUUUCUAACAUGAAA